CUCUAGUGGCUGGUCCGGCACUGAGAUGCAAUCUGCAGAGGCUUAGCUGGGAUCAGCACCCUCCCUCCCCUCUGCAGCUGGACCUGUGGCCAAGCAGGGGCCAGGAGGAGUCAGUGCUCUCUGAGCAUUGCAACGCUGGACUGGAGUCAUGGACAAGAAGAGCAGCCACAUCGGGGCCACCGGCAGGCACCUGCCUCCUUGCAAGAAGUGUAACGAAAAGAUCCUGGGACUGGAACAGUCCCACUAUGAGGAAUAGCUAUGAAAACUGGAACUGUUCAGCUUGGAGAAAAGGUGAGAAAGAGAAGACAUGAUAGAAGUAUUUAAAAUAAUUCAUGGUGUAGAGAAUGUGGAGAGGGAGGCAUUUCUCUUCCUUGGCACUGGGCUAAUCUCAUCAAGCUGAUUGCUGGGAGGUUUUAGCAGAUAAGAGGAAGUCCUCCUUCAUUUACUGUGUAAUUAAAAUAUGGAAUACACUCCAAGGGGACAUGGUGAUGGCCGCUUAUCUGGAUGGCUUGAAAAGCGGAUUGGACAGUUUCAUGACGGAGGAGGCUACUGUUGGGCAUACAAGGGUAGUUUUCCUUGGCACAUAACCCAAGGUCAGACAGAUUCAGACUUGUCAGAUGACAAGGGUGUCUGGGAAACAGAAUUUGCAUUGCUUCUGAGCAGUACCAUCCAGGAGUCAUUCCAUUUGCUCCAUCCCAACCUUUGCCCUAAAAAUGACAUGGGCCAGCUGCCCACCAGGUCACAAACCCUCCGCUCUGACCACUGGCCAUGUGAUGGGCUUGAGAAAUGUUUAAAUUGAGAACGAAGAAAGUCUCAUCAUCAGAACACUGAAGCUGCUUGCAGAGAAACUAUCCAAGGUAAGCUGCCUCCAGUGGAACAGGUAUCUUACAAUCUUUGAUAAAGGGCUUUGCUGCACAUUUAAGAAAUCCUAUGGUAAGCCAUGUAGCAAGCUCCUGUCUUGGAAGAACCUGUGCAUGACCACUGGGUGCAUUUACUAGAAGCUGCUGCAUAUGUGUGUGAGAACUUGUAAAGCUGUUUUUGUUCCUCUUAUCGGAAUAACAGGAUAGCAUUUCCAGUGUUUGUUUCUCUGUGGGGUGGAAUUGGGGAUCCACUUUUUUUGGGGGUGGGGUGAUCUCCAGAUGCUUUGGACUUCAGCUGCCAUGAGUUGAAGUGUGGUUGUGGGGUUUAGAGUGCUGGACUGGGCACCUGGGAGAUCUGGGUUCUAGUCUCUCACUGGGGGAUCUUGGGCCAGCCGCUCACUCUUAGCCCCACGUAUCUGUUGUGCUUUGUAGGCUGCCUUGGGUUCUUCACAGGAGGGAAAAGGGCAGGGUAUAAAUGCAAUGCAAUAUUCCGAUCCAGCAUUUUGAGCAGUGGUCCAAAACAUCUGGAAGGCAUUGAGCUGGGAAAGGCUGCUACACUCUGUUGGGGGAGAAGUUUACACGUGUGAUAUACAGCCGCAGCUUCCUUGCAUGCUGGAAGGAAAUUCAUUUGUCCGUGCCCUUGAUCACUGAUGAACAGAAUUCAGGAUGAAAGUCCUCGAGUGAUUUAGGCAGAGCUUGUGAUGUGCAUAUGACACGCCUGCUCCAUAGAAAUUGACAAGCGCUCCAGUCAAUGUCGUCUUCCCCCUGAAACCUUCCUGUUGUUUUCCUGCUGCUUCUCCCAUCUUUUUUCUCAGCAGGACAGCAUCCUGUUAAGAGAGGAGAGAUGAGGUGGCUCCAGAAUGUCUUUUGGUUGGCAGUGCCAGGAGCUUUCCAGUGGGAAAUUCCCGGGGAUGAAGGUGGUCAUAUUUAUGCUCCUGCUUGCUCAAGUGUCCUGGGCCCAUGGACCAAACACAGGCCCAGAGAGAGACAGCAAAGUCAUGGUCAACCCGAUUCGAGAAAAACGAAUGGCUGAUGUUAACGUUUACGGUUCAAGCUUGAGAUGGGUUCCAUUUGGAGGCUCUAUCCCCAACGGAGCUGUGUCCUUCUGGAAUAGUUAUGCCAAUAGGAGAGAAUAUCCAUGUGCCACAUCAAAUUGUCAUAUUGGCUUCUACACCACAGGCCGUGGCCCUUUCUGUUCCUACCCUUAUGCAGACCAUGAGAUGCAGACAAGUUCCUUCUCUCUUUUAGUGAAUCCAGGAGAGCGAGAAACCUUGGUGUGGAAAGCUGGUUCAUGGGGUUCAAUUCCAAACAGAGCUGUAAAUGCCUGUGGAGGAGACAACAUUUACGUGGGAAAAAAUAGAUACGGUCUUGGGAAGGUUGACCGCAGGAAUGCCGCUUUUUUUAUUGGGAUUGAUGGUAGUGAAUACUUUUAUAAAUGGUAUGAUGUCCUGACGUUUGCUUAGCAAUGGCUUCCAGUAUGAGAGAUGCAAAGAACUAUCAAUACAUGGAAUCAAAUAAGGCUUUGAUCCAAAGCAUUCUCUAAGCAUUAAGAAUCACUAAAAUAAAUAGGACUUAGUUUGCGAAGAUUCCAAGAUUUUCCUUAUCGGAAUUUCAUCCCAGUGUUGGCAUUCGAAUGACCCUAAUGCAAAAUGCAUUAUUCUGCUGAGGCUUUCAUGUCCUUUUGCUCUUCUCUGGUCUAGUAAUUCUUCUGCAUGUUCUGGCAGAAGACAAAGCCUCUGACAGGCCCAGCUUUGGAGCUUUGCUCUUGGGUUUGAAAGAUUGUCAUGGUGCCAAGCAUAGGUAAUUCACUGUUAAGGGGAAACACUUCUCAAAGGUUGUUCAGAAUGGGGAACUGUCUCUACCCAACCCUCCUCACACAUGUCCAGCUAUUCUUCUUAUGAUGUACUCCCAGAAAAUGGGAAGGAACUUAUUAAAACCAUCUUUUCUUUCUCAA
This is a messenger RNA of Varanus komodoensis (Komodo dragon), 2814 nucleotides long. Its product is annotated as natterin-3-like. The transcript has 4 exons. Bases 1721 to 2323 code for a protein of 200 amino acids. The record is from RefSeq and is a predicted model, not a curated record. Lineage: Eukaryota; Metazoa; Chordata; Lepidosauria; Squamata; Varanidae.